Messenger RNA from Vitrella brassicaformis, 1650 nucleotides. The record is from the annotation of a GenBank genome assembly. NCBI's taxonomy places the organism in Eukaryota, Vitrellaceae.
GCCGAUUCGAUUGAGAACAUGAGUUGGUUGAAUUGUUGAUUACAUUACGCUACGCAAGAAAGGGGUCCACAACACGAACACAGCACACGCAUCUGCACACUCAUCUAUCGUAGGUAAAAACUUGCCGGCUCCGUCAUACUAUACUACAACGCACCGUCCGUCCAUUCCAUCAGCUCACCCAUUUAACCAUCCAUCCACACUGAGUGUACACACACACACGGGACAGCCCAGGGACGACACGUGCGAGAGGAGGGAAAAGAAAAAGGAUACACCCACCAGCCAACCACCAAAAAGACGAGGCCCAAGACAAGAGGCAGCUCACCCACUCCUCCCCCACUCCCCCACCCAUCCACUUCAUGCCUGCAGUCAGUCAGUAGUCACAUGGUGGCGCCCAGUGGCACCAGAGUGUUGGUCGUUGGGUGUGUGUUGGCUCAGUCAGUCCGGCAGGCAGGCAGGCAGGAAGGCGGAUGGGUGUGAAUAGUCUGCGUGUACGGGCAGUCAGUCAGUCAGUCAGUCGGAAAAGACAGACAUCAUCAUCGCCUCCCUCACGAAGAAGGGCAGCAAUGCAUCGCUGGCUGCAUCAUGUCACCCAUCCCCCCACCCCCCUCUCCCCCCGUCCAUUCCAUGUGUGUGGUGUGGUGGUGUGUGGUGUGUCCGAGUCUCUCGCUCUCCCCCUCAGUGAGUUAUUGGCUCCCUCUUCUCGCCUCUCAUCAGUCAGUGCAUCACGGUGGAAGGCAGGCAGGCAGUGUGCUGUCUAUGUGAAGUGAAUUCCACCCCUCGGUCUCUUCACUGGGGGCCGCCAGUGAACCUGACACAUCACACAAGACACACCACGCACACACAGGGGGAAUGAUGAUGAGAGAUGUGUGGCGGGCGUGUGUGGUGGUGGUGGUGGUGAUGUCCUGUCUUACUUGGUGACGGCCUUUGUGCCCUCCGACACGGCGUGCUUGGCGAGUUCGCCCGGCAGCACCAGCCGGAUGGCCGUCUGGAUCUCGCGACUCGACAGGGUGUCCUUCUUGUUGUACUUGCACAACCUGCACACACAAACCACACACACCACACACACAGCACAUAUCAUGACACACAUGGUGAUGUGUUGUCGUGUGUUGGUUACAUACCUGCCGGCCUCCAUAGCGAUCUUCUCGAACGUGUCACCGCUGCACCACCACACACAGGGAGAGGCAGAGACAACACGCGCAGCGCACGAUGGAUGACCAAACGCACCCCACCACACUCCCUGCCUCCCUCUCUUCCCCUCCCGGCCUCGCCCACUCACAUGAAGCUGCACAUGAUGCUCAUGCCCUUCUUGGAGAUGCCCGUGUUGGGGUGCACCUGCUUGAGCACCUGCAGACCGCCACAGCACACCACAUACAGGGAGACGAAGCGGCGUCUCAGCACACACACACAUCGCACCCACCAUCCCUCCCCUCCCCGUGUGUGUGGUGUCCUGAUGGUCUGUCUGACCUACCUUGAACACGUAGGAGGCGUAGGUCUCCGUGCGCGCCUUCUUGCGCUUCUUCUUGCCCUCCUUCUUCUCGCCAGCGGGCUUGGCGGACUUCUUCGAGGCCUUCGACUUGGCUUUGGGCGCCAUGAUCUCUCAACUCAACACACGAUAGGCGAUAAGGCGAUAGGUACGCAGCACAAGGAGCA